AUGAAGAAGAACAACAGGAAGUCCCCCGCAAGGACCUAUAAGCAAACUUCGCCCUGCGCCCCACACGCCCCAAGCCCAGGAGAUCUUCAAAAUAUGCUGGAUGGAGGAGAGUAUGCCCCUUUCAUAUCUCCUCCCAUGUUAGAGAGCAAUUUUAUCCAGGUCAACAGGAGGGGUGAAUCCAUCUACCUUCAUAACCGAGCCAACUGGGUGGCCGUGGGUAUCUGCUCUUCCAGUUCCAUUCAUAAGACCCCAAAUGUGAUGCUACUGGCAUAUCUGACACCCACCGCCCAAAAAGAUACGGAACCCCUGUUUAGAAGUCUCUUGACAUCUCCUUCUACAGAGAAGCUGGUGCUCACCAGGUUUCUGCCUCUGCAGCUUGUGACUCUUUCUGUGCAUGACGCCAAGAAUAUGCGCCUCAAGGUAAAGCUGGUGAGCGGUCGAGCCUACUACUUGCAACUCUGCGCCCCCGCAAACAAGCAGGAUACCUUGUUUUCUCAAUGGGUGGACCUCAUCUCCCUCUUGAAUCAGGAGAAAGCCAAAGUUUCCAAAGUGUCAGAGGUCUCAAGCCUCUCAGAAAUCACAAAUAGCACCGAGAUCACAGGCUCUGUGGACAUCAUGGAUAUUGCAGCGUUCACAGCUGUGCAGACCCCAUAUGUGCAUGCCCAUUCAGACUCCCUCUAUGUUAUGGACAGCAUAGGUUUCUCAGAAUUCACAGACAUCACCGACAUCACAGAUGUCACGGAUGUUCCGGAAAGUGAGGUACCAGAGGUCCCAGAUGUAAGAAUUGUCACAGAAGUCAUAGAAGUCACAGACAACUCUGAUGUCACAAACUACUCAGGGGUCACAGUGGUGUUUGAAAAUGAUGACUUAAUAAGGGCCAAGCAAGAGGAAAAGGAAAAAAUGGAAAACAUUCUGAAGACCGGGUGUCUACGAAAUACAAAAAGUAAAAGAUAUUUUGAAACUACCUUGACUCCAGUAGAAAGUGAAGCAAACAUGUUAAAAAAGAUGGGUGGCAAAACUUCUGAAGAAAAGACAACUGAUUCCCAAACCACGGCUCUCAAGACUGUUGGGUCCAGCUGCAUCCCCUUUUCUCAGGGGAAUGAAUGUGAGGAAAGAAAAGUAAAACAGAAAAAGACAAAGUUGAUGGAAAAACAUGUAAGACAAUCGAAAGGCAGAGCUCUGGAUCACUGUCAAAGCAGCGGCCACCCGAGGGCUCUCCCUACGGGCGCCGAGGCAUCCAUGCUGGCACUUCUGCGUAGAACUCCCUCCAGCUGCUCCGAGUUCGGCCAGCCGCGGAUCUCGCCCUCGCGGCGCCGCCCCGCGUCCCGCCCGUUCAGAGGGCGGCAUUCCCUGUCCCCGGAGCGCCAGCCUGGCCUGCGUAGCUCUGAAUCCAUUCGAGAAAGUUGCGUUAGACUGUGUGACGAACUUGAAGGACAUGAGGGGUCCCUUCAAGAGCGCUCGGAUUUCCUUCAGGAGCUGACGGUCAACCAGAGACGGAAGAACCUCGAGGCAGCCUCACACCCCCACACACUCCAGCCGCUCGCCUGGCGCGAGCCCGGCACAAUUCGCGUUUUAUACUUUGAAGCGUGCGAGUGCGCGGGUCGCGCCCGGCCGGCCCGGGACGCUUUCCUUCGGGAGACCCAGUGCGGUCGGCGUCCUGCGCCGGACUCGGCUCCUGGCGUUCUGCUGCUCGUCGCGUCCUUUACCCGGAUAAACAGUUCCUGCUUCCUUGUGCCCACUUUUAAAGAAAAGCCAAAUAUCGCGCUUGGUUUCUGGUCAUGUACUCUGAGAUUGCAGGUUGAACUUUGA
Molecule: messenger RNA, 1809 nt
Organism: Carlito syrichta (Philippine tarsier)
Lineage: Eukaryota; Metazoa; Chordata; Mammalia; Primates; Tarsiidae
Gene: GARIN2
Product: family with sequence similarity 71 member D
Exons: 9
Coding region: 1-1809 (602 amino acids)
Cellular component (GO): nucleus
Source: RefSeq, a predicted model, not a curated record